Molecule: messenger RNA, 936 nt
Organism: Cavia porcellus (domestic guinea pig)
Lineage: Eukaryota; Metazoa; Chordata; Mammalia; Rodentia; Caviidae
Product: zinc finger protein 709-like
Exons: 1
Biological process (GO): regulation of transcription by RNA polymerase II
Cellular component (GO): nucleoplasm
Molecular function (GO): DNA-binding transcription repressor activity, RNA polymerase II-specific; RNA polymerase II cis-regulatory region sequence-specific DNA binding
Source: RefSeq, a predicted model, not a curated record
UGUGGGAAAGCUUUUACCAGACCUGAAUGUUUUAAACAACAUGAAAGAAUUCGAAGUGGAGAUAAACCAUAUGUAUGUAAACAAUGUGGGAAAGCUUUUAACACACGUACAAAUUGUAAGGUUCAUGAAAGAAUUCACACUGGAGAGAAACCCUAUGUAUGUAAGCAAUGUGGGAAAGCUUUUAAAACACAGGGAGAUUGUAAGAAUCAUGAAAGUAUUCACACUGGAGAGAAACCGUAUGUAUGUAAGCAAUGUGGGAAAGCUUUUACCAGACCUGGACGUUGUAAGGGACAUGAAAGAAUUCACACUGGAGAGAAACCAUAUGUAUGUAAGCAAUGUGGGAAAGCUUUUAACACAAGGGGAUACUGUAAGAAACAUGAAAGAAUUCACACUGGAGAGAAACCCUAUGCAUGUACGCAAUGUGGGAAAGCUUUUAACACACGUACAAAUUGUAAGGUUCAUGAAAGAAUUCACACUGGAGAGAAACCAUAUGUGUGUAAGCAAUGUGGGAAAGCUUUUAAAACACAGGGAAAUUGUAAGAAUCAUGAAAGAAUUCACACUGGAGAGAAACUGUAUGUAUGUAAGCAAUGUGGGAAAGCUUUUACCAGACCUGGACGUUGUAAGGAACAUGAAAGAAUUCACACUGGAGAGAAACCAUAUGUAUGUAAGCAAUGUGGGAAAGCUUUUAACACACGUGUAAAUUGUAAUGUUCAUGAAAUAAUUCACACUGGAGUGAAACCAUAUGUAUGUAAGCAAUGUGGGAAAGCUUUUAAAACAAGGGGAUACUGUAAGAAACAUGAAAGAAUUCACACUGGAGAGAAACCCUAUGUAUGUAAGCAAUGUGGGAAAGCUUUUAACACAAGUACAAAUUGUAAGGUUCAUGAAAGAAUUCACACUGGAGAGAAAUCAUAUGUGUGUAAGCAAUGUGGGAAAGCU